Knipowitschia caucasica is the source of this 282-nucleotide messenger RNA. NCBI's taxonomy places the organism in Eukaryota, Metazoa, Chordata, Actinopteri, Gobiiformes, Gobiidae. The record is from the annotation of a GenBank genome assembly.
AUGCCAAGCGCGGCGAAGCACGCCUAUCAGCACAAGAGGGUCCCCUGCUACCAUCGUCCACCGCAAACAAUCGAACACGCCCCAGGCAGCCCACAGAACCCUCGUCCAAAAUCGGCUGCAGCUCCCCGACCAUGCCACAAAAGCCUGGACCCAAGCCCACACCGGAGCAACAGACACCGCAGGCCCCGGGUCAGCAAACGCAGCCGCACCAACGUCCACAGCAUCGGAGGAGAAGUACACCGCAGGAAGAUCCAAACCAGCCCGGUGAGUGGGCAAAGCUAA